AUGUCUAAAGUUGAUACAUACUUCGAUGACUUAACUUCCUGCUUGCUAUUUGGCUUCCUGGAGCACAAGCGUCUAACAGAAAAAGAAAAGCAUAUAGUUUUUUUAUCCUAUACCAUCGUCCUAUCCCAUCCUCUUUUGACCUCUGUGUUACUGAGGGAGCUAUCUGUUCGACCUCUGUAUCAGUGGAGGAAUUGCCUCAGUGCUGGUGUAGAUUUUACGCUACCGCCUAACCUCUAUGUUGUGGAGUUAAGACCUCCGUGUCGUGAACAAACUAAUUUAGAUCCAGUAGAACAGUACUGGAUGGAUCUGGUAAAGUACAAACUAGAGAACGAGAUUUAUCUCGAAGAGUCUCAACAUGUUCUAGACAUAAUAAAGGACAUACAAGAAUAA
Molecule: messenger RNA, 390 nt
Organism: Funneliformis caledonium
Lineage: Eukaryota; Fungi; Glomeromycota; Glomeromycetes; Glomerales; Glomeraceae
Source: the annotation of a GenBank genome assembly